AUGUGCGAGAGCAAGCCUGACUGGACGCCGAGCUCGUGGCGCACCAAGCCCUUUGCGCAGGCGGUCGCCUACCCCGACGACGCCAAGCUGGAACAAGUGCUCGCCAAGAUCAAGUCCCUCCCGCCGCUCGUCACGCCCUCCGAGAUCGAACGUCUGAGAGAGCAGGUCGCCGCCGUGCAGCGCGACGAGGCCUUCCUCCUGCACGCGGGCGACUGCGCGGAGAGCUUCGACGCGUGCACGCACGCGAACCUCACCUCGAAGCUCGGCCUCAUCCUCUCCGUCUCGCUCAUCCUCAUCUGGGGCGGCCGCCUCCCCAUCGUGCGCGUCGGCCGCAUCGCCGGCCAGUACGCCAAGCCGCGCUCCAGCCCGACGGAGCUCGUCGACGUCGACGGGGUGAAGAAAGAGGUGCCUAGUUUCCGCGGGGACAACGUGAACGGCCUCGACCCCGCCGAGCGCACGCCGGACCCCGAGCGCCUCCUCGCCGCGUACUUCCACUCCGCCGCCACGCUCAACUACCUCCGCGCCCUCCUCGCCAGCGGCUUCGCCAGCCUCGACCACCCGCGCACGUGGAGCCUCGCCCACGUGCGCUCGCCCGAGCUGCGCGCCGAAUUCUCCGCGAUCACCGCCGCCCUCUCCGACGCGCUCGACUUUUCGCGCGUCAUCGGGCUCUCGCCCUCGUCCGCGUCCACGUCGCCGCUCGACGAGGUCGACUUCUACACGUCGCACGAGGGGCUGAUGCUCGGGUACGAGGAGGCGCUCACGCGCGCGUUCCCGCAGGGCGCGGGGUCGGCGAAAAUCAACAGCCACCAGCAGGGAGGUACGGAAAAGCAAAAGCAAAAGGAAAAGCAAGAGCAAGAGCAAACGGACAACGCCGAGGGGACGCCAUCGCACGCGUACAACACCUCCGCGCACUUUCUCUGGAUCGGCGACCGCACGCGCCAGCUGCGCGGCGCGCACGUCGAGUACUUCCGCGGGCUGCGCAACCCGGUCGGGGUCAAGGUCGGGCCGUCGAUGGGCGGCGCGGAGAUCGUGGAACUGCUCGACAUCCUGAACCCCGACAAGGAGCCCGGAAGGGUCACGCUGAUCACGCGGUACGGCGCGGGGAAGGUCGCGGAGCACCUCCCGACGCACAUCCGCGCCGUGCGCGCGUCCGGGCACCCCGUGGCGUGGGUGUGCGAUCCGAUGCACGGAAACACGCAGACGACCCCCGCCGGGAUCAAGACGCGCCACUUCGGGACGAUCCUCGCAGAGCUCACGGCGAGCUUCCGGAUCCACGCCGAGUGCGGGCAGCGGCUGCAGGGCGUCUCCCUCGAAUUCACGGGCGAGCUCAACGAGGAGGGCUUCUCCGUCACCGAGUGCCUGGGGGGCAGCAUGGGUCUGCGGGAGGAGCAGCUGAGCUUGCGGUACCAGACGUUCUGCGACCCGCGGCUGAACUUUGAGCAGAGCCUCGAUCUCGCGUUCGCGGUGUCGGACUACCUGCGGAAGGAGCGCCGCGGCGGGCAGGCGGGAGAGGAGACGGACAGCGUGCUCUUCGCCGAGCUGCGCGCGUGAGGCGGGCGGGGG
Molecule: messenger RNA, 1563 nt
Organism: Gloeophyllum trabeum ATCC 11539
Lineage: Eukaryota; Fungi; Basidiomycota; Agaricomycetes; Gloeophyllales; Gloeophyllaceae
Product: DAHP synthetase
Exons: 14
Coding region: 1-1551 (516 amino acids)
Biological process (GO): aromatic amino acid biosynthetic process
Molecular function (GO): 3-deoxy-7-phosphoheptulonate synthase activity
Source: RefSeq, a predicted model, not a curated record